UCAAAAGCGAUCCCGACCUUCCGCUCCCGCAAGAAAGAAAAAGAAAAGGAACUGGGGAAGCAAAGCACAAGCGCACACAGAGGCGGCCGCCGCAGCCCGCAGCAGCAGCAGCGACACGCACCCCCUCCCCAAUCACGCCACCAGGCUACGAGGAGGAGCGAGACCGCGCACCGCAGAUCCGUGGUCGCCGCUAGGGUUCCGGCGAGAUGGACGUGGUGAAGGCGGCGCAGCUGUCCGGGCGGACGCUGGAACGGGUGGUGGUGCACCCCCUGGUGCUGCUCAGCAUCGUCGACCACUACAACCGCGUCGCCCGCGACACCCGCAAGCGCGUCGUCGGCGUCCUCCUCGGCACCUCCUCCCGCGGCUCCGUCGACGUCACCAACUCCUACGCCGUGCCGUUCGAGGAGGAUGACAAGGAUCCUAGGAUCUGGUUCCUUGACCACAAUUACCAUGAGUCGAUGUUCUCCAUGUUCAAGAGGAUUAAUGCCAAGGAGCAUGUUGUUGGCUGGUACAGCACUGGCCCAAAACUAAGGGAGAACGACUUGGAUGUCCAUGCGUUAUUCAACAGUUAUGUUCCUAAUCCUGUCCUGGUGAUUAUUGAUGUUCAACCCAAGGAGCUGGGAAUACCCACUAAAGCAUACUAUGCUGUGGAGGAGGUUAAAGAGAAUGCUACUCAGAAAAGUCAGAAGGUAUUUGUCCAUGUUCCUUCAGAAAUUGCUGCUCAUGAAGUUGAGGAAAUUGGAGUUGAGCACCUUCUAAGGGAUGUAAAGGACACAACAAUAAGCACACUUGCUACAGAGGUCACUAGCAAGCUUGCAGCCUUGAAGGGACUCGAUGCAAGGCUUAGGGAGAUCCGAAGCUAUUUGGAUCUUGUAAUUGACGGGAAGCUCCCACUGAAUCAUGAAAUUUUAUACCAUUUGCAGGAUGUCUUUAAUCUCCUUCCAAAUCUGAACGUAAAUGAGCUAAUUAAAGCCUUUGCAGUGAAAACAAAUGACAUGAUGUUGGUGAUAUACCUGUCUUCUCUGAUCCGGAGCGUCAUUGCUCUUCACAAUUUGAUCAACAAUAAGAUGCUAAACAAGGAGCACGAGAAGGCUGAGGAUUCGAAACCGACCGCCAUUCCUACUGCUGCCGGGAGCUAAACAUGCUUUUGAUCACUGAUUGGUGGCUAAGAAAAGGGAUGAAACUUGUGAUGACAUGUUAUCACGGUCGGUCGUGCUCGAACCAAUUGUCUUGACCUUGAAUGGACAUUUUGAUGUUUAUUUCAUGUAUGAUAAGGUCAAUGGCAAGAGAAACCAAUUAAAUUGUACGAGCUUUAGAUCAUACCUCAAGUUUUCUGUAGAUCUCGGUGCUAUUUCAUCUGAUGCAUCAUGUUUCAUGAUGUAGAAUUUCGUUUCUUGUGAUUGAUUUAUAGUGAACCUGUACGUUGUACGUCAUGCAAUUCAUCUCCGUUCAUGAUUGAUUUGUAGC
Sorghum bicolor (sorghum) is the source of this 1467-nucleotide messenger RNA. RefSeq names its product 26S proteasome non-ATPase regulatory subunit 7 homolog A. Lineage: Eukaryota; Viridiplantae; Streptophyta; Magnoliopsida; Poales; Poaceae. The transcript is spliced from 10 exons. Gene Ontology annotation, cellular component: proteasome regulatory particle; proteasome complex. The record is from RefSeq and is a predicted model, not a curated record. Gene Ontology annotation, molecular function: protein binding; metallopeptidase activity. Gene Ontology annotation, biological process: proteasome-mediated ubiquitin-dependent protein catabolic process. The coding region runs from base 207 to 1139 and encodes 310 amino acids.